UCCCGAGAGGGCGUUAGUGCACGGUGGUACGCCGCAAGCUUUUCGAGUGAAUUUUCACAAAUUCCGCUACGUCGACGUCUUUGAUUUGAUAUUACCUCGUCACUCUCGUCAGUGCCGAGACGCGUGUUUAUCAAUCUCUCGUAUGCAUGACAUUUCAUCGCUCAUUGACGUUAUCAUCAUACGUAAGCCAACGAGCUUUUUCACUUUCCAUUUUCCGUCUUCAUUGCGUAGGUUAGGAUAAACAACGAUAAGAUGCUGGCGUUGGAGCGCAUACCUGAUCAAAUCGGAUUCUUGGUACUAACCGAGGACGGUGCCGUGUUGACGUCCGGAGGAGAUUUGGAGAAUGACGAAAGAGUGGCAAAUAUCAUGAGCAGUUUGGUCACGCUGACGAGUAAAGUUGAUCCCAAGGCGUUCCCCUUGCACGAUCCCUUCGAGAAGAUAUCGAUCAAGUACAAGGAUCACUGCUACGUCGUGUGUCUCUCCAAUAAGAAGAUCUACGUGGUGAAGAGGAAGCUGCCGGCUCCGACCGCGGCGAUCGUCGAGCAGCAGCCCGUCGUCGAUGUUUAGACACACGAAUAUAAACGUAACGCCCAGCAAAAACAAUACAUCUGUUCUUUGUAAGCUUUGAUAUCCGACACGAGUUCAACUUCUUCGAUCAUUACGAGAGAUCUUUAUUCACUGUUAUGUAUCUUAUAAUAGGAAUAUAUGUAUUCUAAGAAUGAAGAAUGAAUUACAGUGCAAUGUAGUUUUAGGAAGCAUUACACGCCUCCGUUAUGCGACGGCUUCUUUCGAUCUUUCGUAAAACAUCCUUCCAGCAUGUAACUUGAUGGAAAAUUAUAGCUACGAUCAUUCUCGAGAAAUAUAUUUUUUAUUAAAAUA
Wasmannia auropunctata (little fire ant) is the source of this 879-nucleotide messenger RNA. It is a transcript of the gene Lamtor4, whose product is annotated as ragulator complex protein LAMTOR4 homolog. Lineage: Eukaryota; Metazoa; Arthropoda; Insecta; Hymenoptera; Formicidae. Gene Ontology annotation, biological process: cellular response to amino acid stimulus; positive regulation of TOR signaling. Gene Ontology annotation, molecular function: guanyl-nucleotide exchange factor activity. The coding region runs from base 253 to 567 and encodes 104 amino acids. The transcript has 3 exons. Gene Ontology annotation, cellular component: Ragulator complex; lysosome. The record is from RefSeq and is a predicted model, not a curated record.